Molecule: messenger RNA, 654 nt
Organism: Lolium rigidum
Lineage: Eukaryota; Viridiplantae; Streptophyta; Magnoliopsida; Poales; Poaceae
Product: beta-D-glucosyl crocetin beta-1,6-glucosyltransferase-like
Exons: 1
Coding region: 1-654 (217 amino acids)
Source: RefSeq, a predicted model, not a curated record
AUGGCGCAGGCGGAGCGCGAGCGCAUGAGCGUGGUAAUGUUCCCGUGGCUGGCGCACGGCCACAUCAACCCGUACCUCGAGCUAGCCAGGCGCCUCACCGCCGUCACCUCCCACCUCGACGUCGUCGUCCACCUCGUCUCCACGCCGGCCAACCUCGCGCCCCUCGCUUGCCACCAGACGGACAGGAUCAACCUCGUCUCGCUCCACCUCCCCUCGAGCUCGCUCCCGGACCUCCCGCCCGCGCUGCACACCACCAAGCGCCUCCCGGCCCGCCUCAUGCCGGCCCUCAAGCGCGCCUGCGACCUCGCUGCACCCCGCUUCGGUGCGCUGCUCGACGGCCUCCGCCCGCGCCCGGACGUCCUCCUCUACGACUUCUUCGCCCACUGCCUCCAGAACGCGCGCGGGGUGCCGGCCGUGCACUUCAGCACGUGCAGCGCCGCCGCCACGGCCUUCUUCGCCCACUGCCUCCAGAACGAGCGCGUCCCCCGCGCGUUCCCGUUCGAGGCCAUCAGCCUCGGCGGCCCCGACGAGGACGCCAAGUACACCGCGCUGCUCGCCAUCCGCUGCGACGGCGGCACCGCGCUCGUGCCCGACCCACUGCGGGUGGAGCUCGUCGUCGAACACCUUGCGGGCAGUGGGCACGGCGGUAGCUAG